CCUCGAUGCAGAAACUGACUCCAAAGCACGAUAUAUGGCCGUUCAGUCAAAGAUUGAUCUAGCAGCGCUAAUUACCCCGACGCUAGACUAGAUCCGCCAUCGGUAGCGUUCAUGUACGACCUAGAGCUCGAAAGCAGAUAGUCAAAGCCUGUUAAUUAGAUCGAAUUUAUAAAACGAGGUUAUCUAUAUUAAACUCAUAAACAUUUUACUGAUCAUUGAAUACUUUACUAAAAGUUAGUUUAUAGUGAGACUAGAUUUGAAAGGCUUGGUCUGCCAUGUCAAGUGCAAAGUGCAUACAUAUAUCACAGGGAUUCUCCUCUUCAAAACCAUUCUUGCGUACCCAUAAGAUGAUACUUGGGUCCGCACGAUCUAUCCGUACUGAUUGAGCAGCGGCAUCUAGCCCAAGAACUCAUUGUGUCACCAUACCUUGGCUUUCGCCUACUUGCAACAUCUCAAGAGUAAGAAGUUGGCCCGCGAGUCAAUAAUUACAUCAAUCAUCUGUUGAGUUAUAUAAGGAAUCUGCACUGGCCCAGCUUGGUUGACCGUCGAGCUUUGAAUGAAGGAGGGCAUAGAAUGGGCUCUGUGAUGUCUUUCGCUAGAGGCGACUUGUUGCUUGUUUUUCUAGCUUUGGCGUUAUAUGUAGUGCGUCGAGCUAUACUUCCCAAGCCGCUGGCUGGCAUCCCGUAUAAUCGCGAUGCCGCCCAAAAAUUGUUCGGCGACGUCCCUGAGAUGAUGAGUUAUGUCAUGCGCACGAAACGAAUAUUCUGCUGGCUUACCUCACUCACUACACGGCAUCAAAGUGUUAUUGUUCAGGCAUUCAUUAAACCGGGAUCGCUACCGUGGGUCGUGGUUACAGACCCCUUUGAGGCGCAAGAUAUUCUCUUAAGACGGAAAGAAUUUGACCGCAGUGGCUUCUUCGGAGAGCUGAUCAGCGGCAUUCUCCCUGAGCAGCACAUUCAAUUCUUGUCGACAGAUGCGCGCUUCAAGAACAAUCGGAACCUUAUCAAUCACCUUAUGGCCCCAACUUUUAUCAGCAAAGUAAGUGCACCAGAGGUGUAUAGAUCAGUCUGCACCUUAAUCAAGGUAUGGCAGGCCAAGUGUGACAGAGCGAAGGGUCGGCCGUUCUCGGCUCAUCAUGAUAUAACAUACGCAGCCCUAGACGGCAUAUUCGCCUCUUCAUUUGGACUGCCUGAAGCGGAGAGCAUUACGAUCCAGCGUCUCGCAGCCGUGUCGGAAUGGAAACCUGACUUAACCUCUGAUACUGAUCAGCCGGUCCAAUUCCCAGACAGCAAGAUCCCUGAGACAUUCGCCGCGGUUUUGACAUUAGCAAACUCAGUGACGGACACACAAUUGUCUCCAGCCCCUAUCCUCACCUCAUGGGUAUUUCGAAAGCUCCCGUACAUGAGGAAUGCCACAGCUAUUAAGGAUAGCUAUAUUCGGAAUAAAGUAGACGAAUCAAUAGCUCUGAUAGACAAGGGCAAUGACGAGCCUCGCAGUGCCUUACACUCUGUUUUGCUACGCGAGAGGGAGGUUGCUAGCAAGGAACGUCGUCAACCAAAUUACCACAAGCGGGGUAUUUAUGACGAGUUCUUCGGCUUCAUGAUGGCUGGGCACGAUACUUCGGCUACCACCGUGGCCUGGGGAGUCAAAAUGUUGACUGAUAAUCCCCAUGUUCAGGACAACCUACGCACGGCUCUUCAUACUGCGUUUCCCCAAGCCUCCCAAGCAAAGCGAGCCCCUACUUACCCAGAGAUCGCCAAGGUGCACAUUCCCUAUCUCGAUGCCGUGGUUGAAGAGGUGCUCCGACACGCCAACACCAUCGCAUUCGUAGUGCGCCAGGCCCUACAAGACACAACCGUGCUCGGACGUCACAUCCCUAAGGGAACCGAUGUAUUCUUGAUGGCUAACGGCGCCGGGUACUUGGAGCCCAACAUGAACAUACUAGACAGUGUCCGUAGCCCUGGGGCGCGACGCAGCGAAAGAAAAGCCCUCACAGGUGUCUGGAACGACAAAGACAUUGGCACAUUCCGACCUGAGCGCUGGCUCAAGACAGACGCAGUAUCUGGCGUGGUGACUUUCGAUCCUGCAUCUGGGCCCCAACUUGCUUUUGGACUAGGACCGCGCGGGUGCUUCGGCAAGAGACUGGCGCUGCAGACCCUUAAAAUGCAAUUUGUACUGAUUAUCUGGCACUUUAAGCUGCUUCAAGUACCGCUUCACUUGGGCGGGUACGAUGCUGUACAGAAGUUUGCGAGAGAGCCGACACAAUGUUACGUGCGGUUAGAAAACGCGCUCGUAUAGAUCAGCCAGUGGUGCAAAAGAUCGAAUAGCCCCUAUUCUAGGCUGCGUAGGAUUGGAUGUAGGUCUAUCACCUCAAAUUGCUCGAUCAGCUGGCAUUAGCAUAGCCAAUUCGAGUGUCGCAGCCUAAAGGUUUUCGGGGUUACAGCACAGAAUAGGGCACACCCUCGUUUUUGUGUGUGCUGUCAGCUCAAAUAUGUACGUGGUGGCAUCGUCUUUUGAUCGUAGAGAGAGAGGAUAAUAUGAAAAAGUAGUCAUCAUAUGUAGCAAUGCCUAGUACCACCUGCCUACAUUUACAGAGGUGAGGCUUGAAGUGCUGUACAUUUACAGAUGGGCUGUCUCAAUCCUCAACUUGGCAUCUCUUAUUGAUUCCUGGUAUUAAACCUCUUUAGGCGUAGUGAUAUGCCCACAUCAUGUAUGGGAGAGUCUGGUAGAGCAAAGGUAAGGAAGGUGUACUUUCUCCAAGGAUGAGUUCUCG
Molecule: messenger RNA, 2773 nt
Organism: Xylaria bambusicola
Lineage: Eukaryota; Fungi; Ascomycota; Sordariomycetes; Xylariales; Xylariaceae
Product: cytochrome P450
Exons: 4
Coding region: 574-2298 (574 amino acids)
Molecular function (GO): heme binding; iron ion binding; oxidoreductase activity, acting on paired donors, with incorporation or reduction of molecular oxygen
Source: RefSeq, a predicted model, not a curated record